CAUGGCAGCAGGGGGUCAGUGAUGCUGUAUGGGCCACAUAUAAGUGUGUGUGUGUCUGCUGGAGGUACCCGAGGAGGAAACAGCAUCCAGGGACCCUGAUGGCUUCAUGUUUUAGAGCUGUGUGAAGAUGAACUCUGAGACUCCUCUCUGGGAUUCAAAGAGCUCAGACAGUCAGACGUCUUCUUCAUGGUGUUUCUGCAGCGGGACAGAGUUUAUGAUCAUUUCUCCUCACACUGAGUCAACUUCACCCGGACUCUAAACUACAGCACAGGAUGUCACCCUUCAGGCUCCCUCUGCUCCUGCAUGGGAUCCUCCUGUGCAGCUCCUUCGCUCCUGUCCCGGUCAUCAGCAGCAGCAGGAGACAAACCGUCCACAGUGUGGGCUCCCUGGUUUGGACCAGCGGCAGCUCUUGGGACAAGAGGGACACAACGGGCAGAGACGGAGAGUACCUGCUGGGCAUAAAGAGACUGAGGAGGCUGUACUGUAACGUGGGCAUCGGCUUCCACAUCCAGGUCUUACCCAGCGGGAAGAUCACAGGCGUGCACACAGAGAACAGAUACAGCCUGCUGGAGAUUUCUCCGGUGGAGAGAGGAGUGGUGACGCUGUUCGGGGUGAAGAGCGGACUCUUUGUCGCAAUGAGCGACAAAGGAAAACUCUAUGGUUCGGGUCACUACAACGAUGAAUGCAAGUUCAAGGAGCAGCUCCUCGCCAACAACUACAACGCCUAUGAGUCGGCUGCAUACCCAGGCAUGUUCAUCGGACUCGGUAAGACUGGGAAAACCAAGAGAGGAAACCGGGUCAGCCCCACCAUGACCAUGACGCACUUCCUCCCAAGGAUAUAAAGUUUCCAGAUCAGAACUCUCCAGGACAUUCCAGGACUGAUUCAAGGCCAGUGUUCAUCAGACUCUAUCAGGACACCUCCUGCAGUGAAACCAGCAGACCGGGAUAGAGGCUGUGAGAAGUUUAUGCUCAGCAGCGCUGCAGGACCUGGUGUGUGAGCGACGCCUCCGGAGGGCAGACAGAGUUAACACGUCCAACAGUCUUAAGAUUCAGGGAGAGCGACAGCACACACACACGCUGACUCCUCCUCUUUCAUACAGGAUUUGCACUUUGAGUUUUUGUACUUGCACGCAGAGAUUAAAGCUGCAGGUGCUCCACUGAAACAGGCUCCAGCUCACUUCUCACCUGUGAUUAUCUGUGUUGUUCAGAUGUUCCAAUAGAAGUUGUAUUUAUGGUGUACUGAAUAAAGAUGUUCUAUUCUC
This is a messenger RNA of Notolabrus celidotus (New Zealand spotty), 1262 nucleotides long. RefSeq names its product fibroblast growth factor 4A-like. The coding region runs from base 273 to 842 and encodes 189 amino acids. The record is from RefSeq and is a predicted model, not a curated record. Gene Ontology annotation, biological process: cell differentiation; animal organ morphogenesis; fibroblast growth factor receptor signaling pathway. The transcript is spliced from 3 exons. Lineage: Eukaryota; Metazoa; Chordata; Actinopteri; Labriformes; Labridae. Gene Ontology annotation, cellular component: cytoplasm. Gene Ontology annotation, molecular function: fibroblast growth factor receptor binding; growth factor activity.